This is a messenger RNA of Perognathus longimembris pacificus (Pacific pocket mouse), 4232 nucleotides long. It is a transcript of the gene Stim2, whose product is annotated as stromal interaction molecule 2. The coding region runs from base 170 to 2746 and encodes 858 amino acids. Gene Ontology annotation, cellular component: endoplasmic reticulum; plasma membrane. Gene Ontology annotation, biological process: intracellular calcium ion homeostasis; store-operated calcium entry; activation of store-operated calcium channel activity. The record is from RefSeq and is a predicted model, not a curated record. The transcript is spliced from 14 exons. NCBI's taxonomy places the organism in Eukaryota, Metazoa, Chordata, Mammalia, Rodentia, Heteromyidae. Gene Ontology annotation, molecular function: protein binding; calcium channel regulator activity; calcium ion binding.
GCGGCGGCGGCGGCGGCGCGGGCGCUGGGCUGGGGUUGAGCCGCGCCAGAGCAGCGGAUCCCGGUCUCGACGCGGCAGCAGCGCGGAGUCGCGCAGGGCCCGGAGACGCGGUGCUUUUCUGCCUCCCACCACUUUUUUUUUUUGUUUUUGUUUUAAAUAACCGGAACCAAUGAACGGCGCCGCGACCCGAGCUCCGGAGGCCGCCGGUGUCCCGGGGACCAGGCUGGCGCCCAGCGGGAGCCAGCGUCUGGGGUGGCGGGGGCGGCCCGGGGAGUCGCCGGCGACGGCGGUGCCUCGCGGGGCGAGCGAGUGGCCGGCGGCCGGGGCGCCGCCACUUCGCGGUCCCUUCGCCCCGCAUCCCGCCGGGACUCCCGCCCCGGCCCCGGCCUCGGGCUGGCUGCCGGGGCGGCGCUGGGCUGCGCUGCUGGUGUUCGGGUUGCUGGUGGCCGGAGCCGCGGACGGAUGCGACCUGGUGCCGAGACACCUCCGCGGGCGACGGGCGGCUGGCUCGGCCGGGGCUGCCGCCUCUUCUCCGGCGGCGGCGGGCGACCGCCGGGCUCUCCUGACAGAUCCCUGCAUGUCACUGAGUCCACCGUGCUUCACAGAAGAAGAUAGAUUUAGUCUGGAAGCUCUUCAGACGAUCCAUAAACAAAUGGAUGAUGACAAAGAUGGUGGGAUUGAAGUAGAUGAGAGUGAUGAAUUUAUCAGAGAAGAUAUGAAGUAUAAAGAUGCUACUAAUAAGCACAGCCAUCUGCACAGAGAAGAUAAGCAUAUAACUGUUGAGGAUUUGUGGAAGCGAUGGAAAACAUCAGAAGUUCAUAAUUGGACUCUUGAAGAUACCCUUCAGUGGUUGAUAGAAUUUGUUGAACUCCCACAAUAUGAGAAGAAUUUUAGAGACAAUAAUGUCAAAGGAACAACACUUCCCAGGAUAGCAGUGCAUGAGCUUUCAUUUAUGAUUUCUCAGUUGAAAAUCACCGACCGGAGUCACAGACAGAAACUUCAGCUCAAGGCGCUGGAUGUGGUUUUGUUUGGACCUCUGACACGCCCACCUCAUAACUGGAUGAAGGAUUUUAUUCUCACAGUUUCUAUUCUAAUCGGUGUUGGAGGAUGUUGGUUUGCUUAUACACAGAAUAAGACAUCAAAAGAACAUGUUGCAAAAAUGAUGAAAGACUUAGAGAGUCUACAAACUGCAGAGCAAAGUCUUAUGGACUUACAAGAGAGGCUUGAAAAGGCACAGGAAGAAAACAGAAAUGUUGCUGUAGAAAAGCAAAAUCUAGAGCGCAAAAUGAUGGAUGAAAUCAAUUAUGCCAAGGAGGAGGCUUGUCGGCUGAGAGAGCUCAGGGAAGGAGCUGAGUGUGAACUGAGCAGACGUCAGUAUGCAGAGCAGGAACUGGAGCAGGUUCGCAUGGCUCUAAAAAAGGCUGAAAAAGAAUUUGAACUUCGAAGCAGUUGGUCUGUUCCAGAUGCUCUUCAGAAAUGGCUUCAAUUAACACAUGAAGUAGAAGUACAAUACUAUAACAUCAAAAGACAGAAUGCUGAAAUGCAGUUAGCCAUUGCUAAGGAUGAGGUUGCUGCUUCCUAUCUGAUUCAGGCAGAAAAAAUUAAAAAGAAGAGAAGCACAGUGUUUGGGACUCUGCAUGUUGCUCAUAGCUCCUCCCUAGAUGAAGUAGAUCACAAAAUUCUGGAAGCAAAAAAAGCUCUCUCAGAGUUGACAACUUGUUUACGAGAACGACUCUUUCGCUGGCAACAGAUUGAGAAGAUCUGUGGCUUUCAGAUAGCCCAUAACUCCGGACUCCCCAGCCUGACCUCUUCCCUUUAUUCUGAUCACAGCUGGGUAGUGAUGCCCAGAGUCUCCAUUCCACCCUACCCGAUUGCUGGAGGGGUUGAUGACUUAGAUGAAGACACACCCCCAAUAGUAUCUCAAUUUCCUGGGACUGUGGCUAAACCUGCUGGAUCUUUAGCCCGAAGCAGCAGUUUGUGUCGCUCUCGUCGUAGCAUUGUGCCCUCUUCGCCACAGUCCCAGCGAGCCCAGCUUCCUCCACAUGCUCCUCAUCCAGCCCAUCCUCGCCAUCCUCACCUGCCUCAGCAUCCCCAGCACUCGCUGCCUUCCCCUGAUCCAGACAUCCUCUCAGUGUCAAGUUGCCCUGCGCUCUAUCGGAAUGAGGAGGAGGAGGAGGCCAUUUACUUCACUGCUGAAAAGCAAUGGAGUUCAGUGUUUGCUGUAUGCUGGGUACUUGAUGCUGAGCCGCAUGAGCUGUUCCUGGCCGGGGAAGUACCAGACACAGCUUCAGAAUGUGACUCCUUAAACUCUUCCAUUGGAAGGAAACAGUCUCCUCCUCCAAGCCUCGAGAUAUACCAAACAAUGUCUCCUCGAAAGAUAUCCAGAGAUGAGCUCUCCCUAGAGGAUUCCUCCAGAGGAGAUUCACCCGUCACGGCAGAUCUCUCCCGGGGCUCUCCUGAUUGCGUAGGUCUGACAGAAACGAAGAGUAUGAUCUUCAGUCCUGCAAGCAAAGUGUACAAUGGCAUCUUGGAGAAAUCCUGUAGUAUGAACCAGCUUUCUAGUGGCAUCCCGGUGCCUAAACCUCGCCACACAUCAUGUUCCUCUGCUGGCAAUGAUAGCAAACCAGUUCAGGAAGCCCCAAGUGUUACCAGGAUAAGCAGCAUCCCACACGAUCUCUGUCACAAUGGAGAGAAGAGCAAAAAGCCAUCAAAAAUCAAAAGCCUUUUUAAGAAGAAGUCGAAGUGAUCUGGCUGACUUGCUGGGAUUUCAUUUCAGCGGCACCUGUAAACUUUUUUUUCUCCCAUCCUCUACUCUCUGUUUUUGUUUUAAUUUUAGGACUGUAACUCCAUUGGGGCUUUCGAAACUGGAUGCCAUAGUGGAAUGUCCUUCAAGGCAACUGUCUAACUGUCUGCUUAUUUAAGUGACUACAUAGCCAAUUCAUCAAGCCAAUUAUUACUGAAAAAUCAAUGAGACGAGACAGUUUACAGUCAUUUUCUGCCUAUUUAUUUCUGCAUUUUUGAUGGUGAUGUAUAUACAAUAUUUUGUUGAAAGCCACUAUGGACUUACAAGCUUUAACGGACUAGUAAGCCAGCAUGGGCUUGCAAAAAUUUCUUGUUUACCAGAGCAUCUUCUUAUCUUUCCACAGAGCUAUUUACAUGAUGGACUAAAUAACUUAAAAGAAGUAAAACUAAUUGCACUACUGUUUUCCAGACUGGAAAAAAAAUCUCUGCAAGUGAAACUGUAUAGAGUUUAUAAAAUGACUAUGGAUAGGGAACUGUUUUCACUUUUAGAUCAAAAUGGGUUUUUAAGUAGAAACUAGGGUUUCUAAUUGACUUGAUUUCUGGAAACGAAAACCCAUGCUUUUAUUAUGGGACGCUUCUUCAAAAUGCAUUUAGUAUAAAGGUUCAAGUCCUGCUGUAAAGAUCAUGUUUUGUUUUCCCCAGGGCUUUCACUGUGAUUUCCUGCAUUUCAGGCUGUAUGAUAAAAAUAUAAAUAAUUUAAGGAGAGAAACCUCUUGAUUCCUUAUGCGAAUGGAAGAGUUAAAGCUCAAUUGGAGGACUUCAAACAUUCACAAGCUGAAACUGAGGCGGGGCGUGGGGGAUUCAGACCCUUGUUUACAGACUUCGAAUAACUGCAAAGGACUUACGGUUUGUGAAAAAUUUGUACUGUGGAAAAGAUAAUAAAUUGGAGACAAUAUUGUGUGGGACUGCUGAUAUUUGUUGAUAACACUCCACUAAAAACACUAUGUUUUCUGGAGAGCCGUGUAAGCUAUCUUGUUGCUUAAUUGCAAUAUGAGAAAUAGUGAUAAUUUGGAAGUUGUCAACAAAUUUUCUUUCUAUUUUAUAUUGUCUGUCAUAUUUUUAUGUAGUUUGAAAUGUUUAAGUGUUCUAAUAUCGAGAUUAACAAAUAUAAAUUUAUGGUGCAUUUAGAUUGUGUUGUAUUAAUUUGUCAAGUUUGGUAUUCAUUAAAUCAAUAGGCUGUUGUAAAGCUUUCCUGUGACAAAUGUCACAUACAGUCCCAAAAUGCAUUACUAUCUGGGGAGUUCCUGUGUGUUCUGCCUUGAAAAAUUCAGUCAUAAAUGCUCUGAUUAAUGCACUAUGGGUGGAUGUUUGGAUAGUCAGCAGAUACACGUUAGCUAGAAUGUGCUUUAGGAUAAUGGCUAAAAUACAUCAUGUCUCACUCACUGGUCUUUAGAUGAAAAUGCUGAUCGAUAAAUGAGAAGUUUCUUUGA